AUGGCCCCUGGACUUCAAGUAGGGGCACCCUCUCAUCCCCUAUCACCAACACCAGGCACACUGGGAUUGGGCCACUGGAAGCGCGUUUCUGGUGGAAUGAUGGACCUCGACAGCUUUUCCAAUGGUGGUCCACGCUCUGUGGCAUCUCGACGAGCAUCUCGAAAGACGGUCGCAGGCAACGAGUCAUCAGCAAUCUCAAAUGUAGUGUACUCUCUAAAGCGGAGAAGUGGCGACGAGUUAGGUGCUACGGCUUCUUCGAAAUUACUGAACUCCACUCAUGCUACUCUCCUCGACUGGAUCCGCCAUCAACGGAUGAGCAAGCUGCCUCCCGAGGGAAGCAGCUACGAUAAAGUCCUAGCAUGGGCGCAGCUUUUCGUUGAGAGGCUGCACUCCUUCGACCUGGCCAUUGAACAUUUUGCUGGUGAUAGCUAUUUGGCUGCGCAGCUUGCUUAUGGAUACUGCGCCAUUUUGCUUGAGCUGGGGGAAGAUAAUGCCUCAGCUCUCAAGAUAUCAUUCGGUUUCUUCUACAGUACUUCAAUGGUCCUGGUCAACCUCUUAGAACGCACAGAACUGUUCAAUGUUUCUCAGGAAAUCAAGGAGCAGCUAAUACUUGCUCUCGCAGACCUUGUGACCUUGGUUGCAAGUGUUGCAACUCACUUUCACAAAGCGCUGCGCAGCAUUUCCAAGGCUUCUAUCGCUGUCAACAUUCAUGGAACUUUCUCCGGACAGAUUGAAAGCUUCCGGGGUCGUUGUGAAAAGAUAGCAGAGGCAAUGUGGCGGCAUCAGUUACUCAGAGACGAUUUAGAUGGUGACCGAGUAUCUGAAGUCAAGACCAUAAAGAACUGGCUGGCCCCAGAGGAUCGCGUCUUGGCCAAUGUGGCCGAAACGACAUCUCAUCUGGCGCAAGACCGAGAAGAAUUGACCUGCCUUUGGGUAGGGCCCUACUUGACUCGUUUCCUAAAGAGCCCGCAGUUCAAGUGCCUUUCGAUAGCAGGCAAACCAGGUUCCGGAAAGACAGUACUGGCAUCGGUCAUUGUUGAUCAUCUGCAGCAUCCUAUCGGGGGUGUCUCUUAUCAAACUUUAUUCGUCCCAAACAACGGCCGUGUGCCCGCAGAAAGUUCUUCCAGAGCUGUUGUCAAGGCUAUAUUGCGUCAAUUAUUUGAAAAGAGAAUCGGAAACACUCACCUGUUUCAGUUAUUGAGCGAUGCGUAUGAGCAUAGCCGUCGCACCGUCACCGACGAGGACUACGACCGCAUCUUAUGGAGUGUCCUGGAAACAGCAUUUGGGUCCCCUCUUCGCGGAGCAAAACCACUUGUUGUAAUCGUCGACGGUAUGGAUGAGGUCGCCGGCGGAGAGGCACCACUUCUUCAAAAAUUGCAGGAGGUUACUUCAAAAGCAACUGGGCUCAAACUCAUUGUUCUCGGCUCACAGGCCGCUCCAGCACGGCCUGACCAGGCGAAUAUACCGGUGACCCCGGACCUCAUCCUCGACGAUAUAGCCGCUGUCGUGCGCAAUAUCUUUCAAAACCACAAGACUUUGAUUACCAUGUCUGAAGUAGAACAGGAAAUUCUGGUUGAUCGGAUUACGCAGGCAGCCAACGGCUCAUUCCUGUGGGCUAAGAUUGCUGCAAGACAAGCCCGCCAGGAAGAAACCACCGAGGCGCUGCAGAAAUCAGUCAACACACUGGUCGCUGCUAAAUUGACCAUCAACGACCUCGUCACACGGUGUUUACAGGCGCCCGACUUAACGGAAAAUGCAAAGUUGAUUCUAGUCUGGCUCGCAACAGCUGAACGCCCGUUGUCUCAACCAGAGCUCUCUGCUUUGCUAUCUAUUCAGGCUGAUAAGGCUACGACGGUGGCGCAGAAUAUCGAUAUACUUCACCUACUAAAGCCAGUUAACUCAUUAGUUUGCCUUGAAGACGGAUAUAUAUACCUUCGUCAUGCACAAAUUCGCUCCGCCAUUGUGGACGUUUUUUCCAAGGGCAAACUCGUGCAGCAUGUGAAGGAUAGGCAUACAGAUCUUGUUCGUAGACUUUUGGCAUACAUACGAUUGAGCGUCACAGAAGAUCGCGAGCCUUCAUUGACGCCUCUGGAUUUGUUCGAGGUGGGCGAUAUUCUUCGCAAACACGUCCUUCUCGACUUUGCACUACGUUACUGGAUGGUACAUCUUCGCAAAACUGCUGUAUUCAUAAAUGACGGCGAAAAGGCGGCAGCAAAGGAAUUUGGAAAAGUGUUUCCAGUUACUACAACUUUCUUUCUUUUACAACAAACCUUCUGGGAGAACAAGGAUGCACCACUGUUGUUGUCGUGGUAUGCAACUGUGGUUCAUCUCUGCCGCGACAUUUUCACUCCCAAUCAUAUUGCCACCUUCCAAACAACCAUAACGCUGGCGCUGUUUCAUCGUCAAAUUGCACACGUCUCAGAGUCGUCCCAGACAAUAUACGAAGCCUUGACCCUUAGCCGUAAGCUUCUUAGUGAGCACCACAUUAUCACUAUGCAAGUGGCAAGUAUAUUUUUGGAGGUCACCGCGAGCAGUGUCACUAGUUCAAAGACCGAAACCAUGAUUAAGAGAGAAGAAGUGAUGCUACUCUUGAUUGAAUGCUACAAGUCUCACUAUGGCGCAACUUCGGAAAUUAUCAUCUCGACGUUGACUCAACUGGCAGAGCAUUAUCAAUUCAUUAAGGAAGAGCGCAAGGCAAGGGAAAUCUAUCUAUCUCUCCGGUCUACUACUAUCCAACAAUAUGGAGCGGACUCUCAAGAAGUCCGUGAAAUCAACGCAAACCUUCACGUGCAUCUCAAGAGUCACAAAACAACCAAGGAUGAAGAUACCGAAAUCGAUGCAGGAUUGCUGCUGCUCGACGUAUCAGAAGAGGACGAGCUGAAGGAGACAGCCAAAUAUGACUUCAUUACUCUGUUGCAAAGGGCCGAGAAGUAUGUUACCGAGGGCAACCUUGCUCUUGCGGAGCGUACUUACGUUGAGAUUUGGCAGCAUGCAGCCAGCGAGUGUCGUAUUCAUUACUCUGCUGAGUGGGAAGAGAGAAAAAUAACAGCGGUGUUGAAUUACACCAAGUUUUUGAAAUCUCAGAAGCGUGAGUAUGAAGCCUCGUCUCUCCUAACAACGACGUGGCAGGAGUACGAACAGCAAUCGAGUCUCUCCUCUGAGUCUACUAUCUCUCACCUCGUCGAGGUAGCUGAGGUUAUGAAAACGGUUGGUUUGUCUGCUGUAGCCAUAUCCGUCUUCAAGCGAUGUGCCCAAUAUUACGAGAGCACCGGUCGAGUGCAUACGUCCAGCUAUAAGUCAAUCCAGCAAAGUAUCCAGUCCACCUCUAAAGAGGUUAUGAAUGUAGUGUCUUCAUCGUCCAGCUCAUCGUCCUCCUUUACAUCGGAAACUGUUCUUGAAGAAAUGGUCUAUGAGGCGUCUACUUCAAUUACCACUAUUGAUGAAACCUCUAUCACGACUGUUUCGACCUUAUACAGUCGAUAUAUCUCGCAGCACCGCUGGCAAGAUGCAACACGGCUGUUAAAACGUGUUUUGCACGGAAUUUGGGGUGCGCUAUUCGCACCCUCUCUUGAAGAUGUCACCCUUCCGAGCAAGCAUGUAGACCAUUGCAUCGAGCUUGCUGAGAGACUGAGUCAAUGUUACCAUUCUCGAAGACGUCUUGCGAAAGAAGAAGACAUUCUUGUCCGGAUCUACCGUGCCGUUCGAUCGGAUCGCAAGGUCGGAGACAAGCUAUUAGACCGUGUCACAACAGUGCUGAUUCGAUUUUUCGAACGCACCUCUCAGACAGAAAAGGUCAUUCAUCUUAGACAGGAAAUGUUGAGUGACUAUAUAAGACACUAUGGUCUGCACCACCAGAUUGUAAUCCAGAAUCUCUGGGUUCUAGCAGAGCUCACUCGCCCUCGUCCGAUAUUUGUCGACUAUUACCGUCAGAUUAUCAGUGCCAUCAACAAGGAAUCAGACAUCUCCAAGCAAGAAGCAAUCGAGCCUCUCAUCAUUGUAGCUACGGAACUUUGGAGCCAAGGGCGGUACUCGGACGCUGUGCAAUAUUACAAGAUCAUCUUCAACACGUUCCUACAGCAACCCAAAGUCAGCAUUAAAUUUGAGCAGCAGGAAUUUGUCAAGACCUUUUUUUCACGCUACACACAUUGUCUUCGGACAUUACAGAGCGAGUUUACUGCCAUUCAUAAGAUCACAGUAGAGUACCACUCUAAGGUGAAGGCAACCUUUGGUGCCACGGCUUCGAUUACGAUUCAAGCCACAUUGACUCUGGCAAAGCUCUGUCAAGAGUCUAAGCGCUACGAGAUUGAAGCGAUCCAUCUGUAUGAAGAUCUAUUAAAAUUGAAAUCAGAAGAAAUUGACUACCAAGAAAUCACCGCUACUCUUGACUCUAUUUACGAAGAGCAAACUGCUAUUGUCACGUCAACAGAAAGCAAGUCAGUCUCGACGUCUCAGGUCGAGCGAGCCGUUUCGGUGCUCAAACGUCGGAUCAAAUCCGUUCGCCAGACCCAUGGCUGGGCGCACGAAGAAUCUCUAUCCAAGAUGCAGGAAAUGGUUUCGUUUUAUUCGAAACGCGAAGAGACAGAGUCGGUGGUUCAGGAACUCAAAGAAGCCACAGUGCAGAUUUUAUCAACUGAAACCUCUUCUACCAGACUGGUUGCUGCAGCCACCGCCAUUGCGUCUAGUUAUAUAGUGUCUAAGCAGACCACCAAAGCCACGGAACUGUCACAGGAGAUCUACCGUCAGAUAAUCAUGAAGGACACUACAAAUAUCAAGACAGUCCAGUUCGACCUCUCUUCGAAGGAACGCCAGAGCCUUGUGUUCUUGGCCCAACUAGAGUAUAGUCUGCGUCAAAACUCUUCUGUUACGCUGAACGAGAUCUUCUCUUCUCUGACGACCGAAUACGUAUACUUUGAAGAAUUCAGGAAUCUCACAAAGCAUUCAAAAGACGUUACUUUAUACAGUGUCUCAGCCACUGCUGCACGACUCUAUGCAUUCCUCUUGUCAAAAGAGCGCCAUUCAACCGCAAAUCGUGUCUUUGAAGAAUUUACUAAUUACUUCUUGGCCACAGAGGCCAAGCGAGUCAAACUGACAGAAGCGGCCCAAGUUCGAAUUUUUGCAUUGACUUUGCUGGAUUACUUUAGUAUUCACGAGUCUAACAACUUCAUUCGAUCUGUCGGCAUUGCUUGCGAGAAACGUGUUCAGAGCUUGAUUACAGAAAAAAAAUAUGCGGAGGCCUGUGACCUCGCACUCGCUGCUUUCAAAUACAUCUCCGCACACGAAUCAUAUCGGACUACUACCAUCGUCAAGUUUGUCUUCCAGCUAGGAAUGACUAUUUCCGGCAGACAGAUAUCUAAUGCCAUUGACGGUACGGGCCGCAAGAAAAUGUUGGGUAUUUCGGCAACUAUCAUACAGGAUGUCUUGAGCGUGCUGAAGGAUCUGAAGAUAAAUCUAGCGCAACUUAACAUAAGCCACUUGAAUAACUUGAUCGGUCUUCUCGGAGAGCAACGUGACUAUCAGACUUUGGCCUGGCUCCUUACUUUGCUUUGGAACAGCCGCGAGGCGCAGCGAUCCUGGCAGUCGUCCAUCACUUUUGCUCUGGGACGCCGGUUUAUCCUUGCCCGCUACCUUGUAGGCGACACUGCUGCCGCUGUGCGCUUGGCUGAAGAUACGGUUUACAAUUGCCGUCGCGUACAUGGCCAUCGCCAUAAAAUCACGCUCGAUAUGUCCAUUUUGCUAUCGCAGUUGUACUCAAGUGUCGCCCAACGAUACCAAUCUCAGAAAGGUGGACAAGACAUGGCGCACCGAUACUACAAAAAGUCUGCAGCGGUGCAUGAGAAUAUCCUUCGCGCAUUCACCGAUCCAACCUAUGCCGAACUCGAUGGGGGUGACAUGAGCUUGUGUCUAGAUGAAUCUGCCUCCUCAAUUGACCUCGCAGCAGCAGGAGCUUCUGCUCAAAGCAAUCUUUCCGAGGGUGAGCAUGUUCGCCAGCACCUUGAGCUGUUCAAGUUAGCCAUCGAACGAUUUGGAGAGUGGCCAAAGGAUUAUAGUGAAUACGAACGUCUCAAUGCCGAUGUAUUCCGCGAAUUCAAAGAGGAUUUGCAGGGAAUUGAAGGGGUCGAAAAAUGGAAUUUGAAGAAUUUCGGUUCCGGCAAGGCAGAAAGUAAUGCUGACCUGCUCGAUCCGGACUUUGGCAAUUGGGAGAUUUUGGAGACUUCCCAUGUCUCCAAUGGUGCCGAAGAGGAGGAAGAGUUGUAA
Messenger RNA from Talaromyces rugulosus, 6255 nucleotides. RefSeq lists its product as uncharacterized. The record is from RefSeq and is a predicted model, not a curated record. Gene Ontology annotation, molecular function: protein binding. The transcript is spliced from 4 exons. Bases 1 to 6255 code for a protein of 2084 amino acids. Lineage: Eukaryota; Fungi; Ascomycota; Eurotiomycetes; Eurotiales; Trichocomaceae.